UGUCAAUCGCGGUUGUAAUGCGGUUGUCGUUGAACGGCGACGGUUGAGAUUAGAAUGAACCAUAAUUCUAAAUUCUUCCACAAGAAAAAUCCUCUCCACACCCAUCCUGUCAAGACCCUUGAGGAUAUUGUAUGUUCCAACACAAGCAAUGCAAGCACAGAUGUACAAAAAAUAAACUGAUGAAAAACACGAUGAUGCUGGAGGAACUCAGCAGGCCAGGCAGCAUCCGUGGAGAAAAGCAGGCGGUCAACGUUUCAGGUCAGGACCCUUCUUCAGGACUGAAGGCUGUCAUUAAAGCAACUGCAAUUCUACGUUUGGCCCGAACCAGACCCCGGAACAUUUGUUUGAAUUGUAGUUGUCCUCUCCAAGUGAGGCAUCUGUCAGACUCCAAAGGUUGGAGGAUGAGACUUGUCCAGUUCCUGAUUGUUGGCGAUCAAAGCGGAACAAGAGUGGGAGUGCAGGAGAAGGACGGAGGAAAUGUAAUUGACCUGAAUUUAUUUGAUACCUCCCUUCCCAGAAAUAUGAAGGAGUUUUUGGAAAAGGGAGAUGUUGCCAUGGAAACUGCAAGAAGAGCCCUGGAUUGUGGAAACCAUGCACUUUGUCACUCUGAGAUAGAGCUUUUGUCACCUGUAACAAACCCAGACAAAGUGGUGUGUGUUGGGAUGAAUUACAUGGAUCACUGCCUGGAACAGAAUGUGGCAAUCCCCAAGGAGCCCGUUAUAUUCAGCAAGUUUGGUAGUUCUAUAGUAGGGCCCUACGGUGACAUCAUCCACCCUACAGAAAGUAAUGAAGUGGACUGGGAGGUGGAGUUGGCAUUUGUCAUUGGGAAGAAAGGAAAGCACAUUAAGAAAGAAGAAGCGAUGGACUAUGUGGCUGGAUUCAUGGUUGCACAUGACGUCAGUGCACGAGACUGGCAGAUGAAGCAAAAUGGCAAGCAGUGGCUGCUGGGUAAAACAUUUGACACAUUUUGCCCACUGGGCCCAGCCAUUGUCACCCGAGAUGCUCUCUCGGACCCCCACAACCUGGGGAUACGCUGCCGAGUUAAUGAACAGAUUAUGCAAGAUAGCAACACUAGUCAACUGGCCUUUAAAACAGAGGAACUUGUUGUUUGGGUGUCACAGUUUGUGACCCUGUACCCAGGGGAUGUCUUCCUAACUGGAACACCUUCUGGAGUUGGUGUGUUCAGGAACCCACCCAAGUUUCUCAAACGCGGAGACAUUGUGGAAUGUGAAAUAGAUGAAAUCGGAAUUCUAAGGAACGUUAUCAUUUAGGUCCUUGCUGUUUUCAGAUUGGAUUCAUUGAAGGCUGAUUUAUUUGACAAGAUAGAGCCGUCGUGUAUAAAAAGUGGCCAGAGCGUGGGAGGAAGUCGAGAUGGAAUUGCAGAGAUCCGGCUGUCUGAUUGUACCAUGAAGCUAAACCAUGCACUUUAACAAGGAACUAAACACUUAAAAUUAUGUGAUUUAAAGAUUAAUGAUGCAUUGUAAAUAACGUAGUAGUCUGUUUAAGUAAUUUUUAUUACUGUGCCGCAAUGUACAUGCA
Messenger RNA from Pristis pectinata (smalltooth sawfish), 1539 nucleotides. It is a transcript of the gene fahd2a, whose product is annotated as fumarylacetoacetate hydrolase domain containing 2A. Gene Ontology annotation, molecular function: hydro-lyase activity. The record is from RefSeq and is a predicted model, not a curated record. NCBI's taxonomy places the organism in Eukaryota, Metazoa, Chordata, Chondrichthyes, Rhinopristiformes, Pristidae. The coding region runs from base 132 to 1271 and encodes 379 amino acids. The transcript is spliced from 10 exons.